AUCCGAUCCCUUCAGAUAGUGACACAGAAACAAUUGACGCUGACGAUGUCGAGCCAGAAACUGCUGCAGUAGAGAUGGAGGUUUUAGAAGCUCCAGCGCUACUAACAGUGGGGAAGAAAGUGGGGAAGUUGCAAUGCUACUGGUCGCAGAAGGAAAAGUGUCGGUACCCCGUGGUAGUGCUGGAAGUCUCGAUUGCUUCCAUCACAGCCUUUCGUGUACCGUAUUUCUCUGACUCAAGUACUCCGGAUAUGGAUGGUUCUAAAGACGAUCUGGUAUUUGAUUAUGCUAGUGUAGAAGAGGAGUUAGCAACAGAGUUGGAGGAGGAGAAAGAAAAUGUGAUUGAUAUAACUAGUAAUAUUGAUGGAGACGUUUAUGAGGAUGAUAUAUUAUAUGAGAAUAUAUGGUAG
Messenger RNA from Paraglomus brasilianum, 407 nucleotides. NCBI's taxonomy places the organism in Eukaryota, Fungi, Glomeromycota, Glomeromycetes, Paraglomerales, Paraglomeraceae. The record is from the annotation of a GenBank genome assembly.